Molecule: messenger RNA, 1320 nt
Organism: Colletotrichum gloeosporioides
Lineage: Eukaryota; Fungi; Ascomycota; Sordariomycetes; Glomerellales; Glomerellaceae
Product: Phosphatidylserine decarboxylase proenzyme
Exons: 1
Coding region: 1-1320 (439 amino acids)
Biological process (GO): phospholipid biosynthetic process
Molecular function (GO): phosphatidylserine decarboxylase activity
Source: RefSeq, a predicted model, not a curated record
AUGGGCUCCUUGGCAGAUUCUUCGAAAGAUCCUCGUCCAUUCAGUUUCCCUAGAGAAGUCGAUGAGUGGAUUCAGAAGAGUCUCGUUCACGAUGUUUUCCACAACGAUCUCGCUCCGCUGAACCACGCUGUUCGCGAAGGCUGGAAACUCAAAAUCGACCAAAUGAAGGAUUGGGGAAUUGUCGACGGCCACACAUUUCUGCUGUUUGCCAGCGGUAUGCUGAGAUGGGUUCCGAAGGAAACAUGCGAUGCAAAACUCAUCUACAACGCAUUAUGCAUGCUCAACGUUAUCCUCGACCAAUGCCCCCUCGACAGGCCUGAAUACAGCCUGCCCAUCUCACCCGACUCGGUGGGCAAAGAACUUCCAUCCUUGAGCCGUUGGCUCGUCAACUUCUCCAAGCGCAUCGGCAGCUGGAUGGAUAAUGAUGAAUCUAUCACCUGCGAAGCAAUUCAGUCUUUCAAAGACUCCCCUCUUUUCAACAUUGACGAGGCAUACGAGCCCAAGGGUGGCUGGAGGACCUUCAACGAGAUGUUUUCUCGCACCCUCAAGAAAGGCAUGCGACCCAUUGGCGCGGGUGAUCGCGAAAGGGAUGGGGAGAACUAUAAUCGUGUCAUUGUUUUCCCUGCCGACAGUACUUUCGAUGGCGCUUGGCCGGUUACUAGGGACUCGAAGACACACGAAGACAUUGUGCAAAUCAAGGGUCUCGACUGGACGAUCAAGUCGCUGUUGAAUGGGUGCACGUACGCCGAUUAUUUCGAGGGAGGCGUGUGGAUGCACGCCUUUCUCAACACUUUUGACUACCACAGGCAGCAUGCCCCCGUCGCUGGCAAGGUCGUCGAAUCCAAAGUCAUUCCGGGUCUCAACUACCUCAAUGUGACAGUCAUAGAAGACCCCAACGACUCGAGCAAGAACAUUUUGCAUCAGCACCGUAGCUUCGGCCCGUGCGAAGGGCAGGCUGACCCUGACAAGGGUCUCGUAGGCACCCUCAACGCGCCCGACAACGCAGGCUACCAGUUCCUCCAGUCUCGUGGGUGUAUUGUCAUUCACAACGACCUCCUCGGCUAUGUUGCAGUACUGCCCGUCGGUAUGGCUCAGGUCUCUUCCGUUGUGACCCUCGUGUCCGAGGGCGACGAUGUUGAGAAGGGUCAGCCCAUCUCAAAGUUCUUGUUCGGCGGCUCUGAUAUUGUUCUCGUCUUCCAGAAAGAGGCGCGUGUGCAGAUCCUUGGAGCUCAGGGGACUGACGACAAAGGACAAGCUACCAGCAAGCAGAAAUAUCUGGUGGGCAUGCCAUUGGGAUAUUCGUUGAAGGGUCUGGUCUAA